This is a messenger RNA of Biomphalaria glabrata, 1558 nucleotides long. Its product is annotated as manganese-dependent ADP-ribose/CDP-alcohol diphosphatase-like. NCBI's taxonomy places the organism in Eukaryota, Metazoa, Mollusca, Gastropoda, Planorbidae. Bases 145 to 1149 code for a protein of 334 amino acids. The transcript is spliced from 3 exons. Gene Ontology annotation, molecular function: ADP-ribose diphosphatase activity; manganese ion binding; CDP-glycerol diphosphatase activity. The record is from RefSeq and is a predicted model, not a curated record.
CUAGCAUGUCCUAAUUUUUGUUAAAACACAAUAACAUAAAUAGCACACCGUGCAAAUUGAAGACUCUCUGUUUUGAUCAAGUUUUGGUCGUUGUAUACGGACGAAAACAUUCAGAAUACUAAUAAAUAACCAAUCAAAAUAGAAAUGGCGGAGAAACCAACCAAUCAGAAUGUAUCUCUACGGAGAGUCCAUCUUACUUUUGGCAUUGUGACAGACAUUCAAUACGCAGAUUGCAAGGAUGGAAUGGACUAUACCUAUACGCGUCGCCGUUACUAUAGAAACGCCUUGAAUCAAGUAAAAGCUGCCAUUCUGUGCAUGUCUACAAAUAGCCAUGCAGUAAGUUUCCUUCUACAACUAGGGGACAUCAUUGACAGAAAGUCCUCUACUCAAGGUGCAGAAUCGUGUCGGAAAGCACUGAACAGUGUGCUCAAUGUUUUAUCAUCUCUACACAGACCUAUUUAUCACGUGAUCGGAAAUCAUGACCUCCAAUGUUUUCCUAGGACUUUUUAUAUUGACUCGCUUCUGAAAAACAUUUCUAGAAACAUGUCGUCUGCAACGUUUCCUCACCUACACUAUACAUUUUUAGCCCACGAAAAGCUUAGAGUAGUCGCCCUUGAUACAUUCGAAAUCAGUGUACUGGGCUAUGAGGACCAAUUGGACAAUGUCAGCUACAAGCUAGCACAGGAGAUGAUAAGGGCGCAUAAUCCAAAUGUUGACACUAGUGAUAUCACUGGAUUAGAAGGUGUCAAUCGAAGGUGGGCAUCUUACAAUGGCGGCGUCAGUAAAGAUCAGUUGCAAUGGCUGGCACAGGUUUUGGAGAAAGCUAAAUCGUGUGAAGAAAAUAUUAUCAUUAUAACCCAUGUUCCUGUGGUAUGUGACGAUGACCAGUACCUGGCCUGGAACUUUUCAGAAAUUGUUGAUGUCAUAGCGCAGUUUGAGUGUGUCAUAGGCGUAUUCUCAGGACACAGACACGAGGGUGGGAGUUCUAAAGUCGGAACCAUACAUCAUAUUACAUUUCCAGGAAUCAUUGAAACGCCACCGGAAGUCCACGCUUUUGCAGUCUUACAAAUGACAGACACAGAUUUGGAAAUAAUUGGGGUAGGCAGAGUACCAUGUUAUAGAAUACCACUUUGUUACCCUGUUAAAUAAUAGAAUACCACUUUGUUAGCCUGUGAAAGAAUAGAAUAUCACUUUGUUACCCUGUGAAAGAAUAGAAUAUCACUUUGUUAACCUUGUGAAUAAUAGAAUAUCACUUUGUUACCCUGUGAAAGAAUAGAAUACCACUUUGUUACCCUGUGAAAGAAUACCACUUUGUUACCCUGUGAAAGAAUAGAAUACCACUUUGUUACCCUGUGAAAUAAUAGAAUACCACUUUGUUAGUCUGUGAAAUAAUAGAAUACCACUUUGUUACCCUGUGAAAUAAUAAGAAUACCACUUUGUUACCCUGUGAAAUAAUAAGAAUACCACUUUUUUACCCUGUGUAAUAAUAGAAUACCACUUUGUUACCCUGUGAAAUAAUAGAAUACCACUUUGUUACCCUGUGAAAUAAUAGAAUACC